AUGCCCAAUAACGCUACUGUUAACUUCAUGGUGGCAGAGAUCGGGUGGGAUCCUGAGGUCUGGGAGGAUCCCAUAGCGUUCGAGCCGGAGCGAUUCCUAGAAAUUGGUGGCGGCGAGUUCGAUUUUACCGGAAUCAAGGAGAUCAGGAUGAUUCCAUUCGGAGGUGGAAGAAGGAUGUGUCCUGGGUAUACCCUGGACAUGUUGCAUCUCGAGUACUUUAUGGCCAAUCUUGUGUGGAACUUCAAGUGGGAAACUGCAUGGGAGGUUGAUCUUUGGAAGAAACCCGAGUUUCAGGGACAGAGCUAG
Molecule: messenger RNA, 306 nt
Organism: Linum tenue
Lineage: Eukaryota; Viridiplantae; Streptophyta; Magnoliopsida; Malpighiales; Linaceae
Source: the annotation of a GenBank genome assembly